AUGGAUUCAUCAUCAUCUUCAAGCUUCAUCAUACCAGACAGCCCACCAACAGAGCAGCAGCUCAACUACUGGCAGCAGCAGAAGCAGCAGCAGAAAGCUCGCAGCUCGCCUGCCACCUCCGCUGCCACGGCUGCUGCCUCCGCUGUCUCCGCCGGCUCCUCCUCCGCCUCACCCCUGAAGAGACAGGGAAUCUUGGUUCAACGAGAGAGGGGUGAGGAGAUCGCGAUUCCGGACAGUCCUCUGCCACAAUCUACACCGGCUACCUGGGCGCUGCGACGAGCGGUGCUGUCAACUCAACCCAGCAAGCAGCCGGUGAAGAGGAGGCUAGUUUUCGAGGACGAGGGCGUGCUCACUCAAUCAAAGAAACGUGCUGGAAUGGACGAGAACUCGUCCAUGCUCCCACUGAUGAAGGAGCUGCGACGAAGGGAGGAGGAGGAUGAGAUGGAGUUCGUAACAAUUGUAAAUGCACCAACGCCUAAACCAUGGAUCCCACUGAGGGAAUUGAAGGAGCGCACUCCCUACCCCAUAGUUGGCGUGAGGGAGCAAACGAACAUCCAUGGCUGUUGCAUAAUUUUAAAAAUCGGUAAUGCAGGAAGCGAAUGUGAGGUGUAUUUACCUCAAAGAUUCGCUUCCUGCAUUGACGCGGGAAAGAUUCAACAUUUUAAUAAAACUUGUAAAAAUUAUGUGUUGCUAGUAACACAUAAGUCGGCAAAUUGGUCGGAUAUAAAAAUUGUUAAGCAAUAACAAUUUUUAUAUCUGUAUA
Nilaparvata lugens (brown planthopper) is the source of this 763-nucleotide messenger RNA. RefSeq lists its product as uncharacterized. Bases 1 to 744 code for a protein of 247 amino acids. NCBI's taxonomy places the organism in Eukaryota, Metazoa, Arthropoda, Insecta, Hemiptera, Delphacidae. The record is from RefSeq and is a predicted model, not a curated record. The transcript has 2 exons.